Molecule: messenger RNA, 1884 nt
Organism: Sclerotinia borealis F-4128
Lineage: Eukaryota; Fungi; Ascomycota; Leotiomycetes; Helotiales; Sclerotiniaceae
Source: the annotation of a GenBank genome assembly
AUGAAAAUGACGAGACACCUAUUGACCUUGGCUGCCUUUCUCUCAUCUCUCGCGGCAUGCACUCAACCUUCUGCUCCAGCUGCUAUAGCUGCACCUAUGAGAAAAUUACCCUGGGGUCAACUAAACUUUCUACAAACAACAGAUACUCAUGGUUGGCAUGCGGGACAUCUACAAGAGGCACAGUACUCCGCGGACUGGGGUGAUUACAUAUCAUUCGCAGAGCAGAUGAAGAAGCAAGCAGAUGAUAAAGGGGUGGAUCUUUUACUGAUCGAUACCGGAGAUCGAAUUGAAGGGAACGGAUUAUACGAUGCAUCAGAUCCUAAAGGCCGUUACACAUAUGACAUUUUCAGGGAACAAGACAUCGACAUGAUCUGCACCGGGAAUCAUGAGUUAUACAAGGCAGAUGCGGCUGCACGAGAAUACGACCAAACUGUGCCAAACUUUAAAGGGAAUUAUCUUGCUUCAAAUCUCGACUAUAUAAAUUCGAGGACUGGUGAACAAAUUCAAAUGGCGAGACGUUAUCGCAAGUUCACAACAAAGAAUCAGAAGAUUAAAAUUGUGGCAUUCGGAUUUCUCUUCAAUUUCCGUGGGAAUGCCAACAAUACUGUUGUUCAGGAAGUCGAAAGAACUAUCAUGGAAGAAUGGUUUCAGCAAGCAAUUCGCGAAGAUGCUGAUUUGUUUGUAGUUAUUGGUCAUAUUACUCUGGAUGGGCCGGAAUACAAAGCUAUUUACAAAGCCUUAAGAGAACAAAAUUGGGAUACUCCAAUUCAAUUCUUCGGUGGCCAUAGCCAUAUUCGAAAUUUUGCCAAAUAUGACUCUAAGUCUUAUGGACUACAGAGUGGGCGUUAUAUGGAAACUGUUGGUUGGAUGUCCAUCGAGGGUAUCAAAAAUAACGAAAGAGAAAAGAAGUCAAAAAGGGAAGUCAAUUCUGAUGCACAGGACGUUGAAACAGAGGGACGUGCAAGCAUGUCUUUCCAAAGAAGAUAUAUUGACAACAAUCUCUUUGGCUAUCAUUUUCAUACUGGAUUAAACGACACAACAUUCCCUACGGAGCAUGGCAAGAACGUCUCUAAGUACAUCACUAAAGCCCGAAGAGCUCUGGACCUCGACCACAAUUUUGGUUGUGCCCCAAAAGAUCUCUGGAUGAGCAGAGCAAAAUAUCCCAGUAAAAACAGUCUUUUCUCCUGGCUCGGUGACGAAUUAAUGCCAGAUAUUGUAUCCCGUCCCGAUCGAAAAGACGUUUCAACAAUAGCCCUGACUAACACCGGCGCCAUGAGAUUUGACAUUUUCAAAGGCGCAUUUACAAGAGACACAACCUUUAUCAUUUCUCCAUUCAUCAGCAAAUUUCUCUACAUAAAAGACGUACCUUUGGCUGCUGCUGAAAAGGUUCUCACACUUCUCAACAGCGGUGGCAACAUAUUCUCAUCCGCAAAUCUAGAUCUGGACCAUCUCGCACCACCCGAACAAAUAUCCUACGAAUCUGAUAUACUCGCCCCCUCAAUACCCGUCUUCGAUCUCCCACCACUACCUAAAGCUCAAUCUCCUCUUCUCCCAUCUUCCCUAUCAACUCACAAGUACGACCUCAUCCCUGGCUACACCACCGAGGACGACGCUGGCUCCGAUGGCGACGACACGAUUCACACCCCCAUCACUGUUAACCGUGUACCUAAUUGUAUCGAAUCCCGCAUCAAUUUUCCUUCCACAGACUCAACUCCCGAAACUGUAGAUUUAGUCUUCAUAGAUUUCAUAAAACCAUGGGUCCUUGUCGCAUUGCGCUUUUCUGGAGCGGAAUAUACGAAUGACGAUGUAAGUAAUUAUAGAAAUGAGACUUUGACGGAAUUGAUGGCUGGAUGGAUCAAGGGGAAUUGGGGUCAGGAUUGUUAA